Messenger RNA from Drosophila biarmipes, 1119 nucleotides. RefSeq lists its product as uncharacterized. Lineage: Eukaryota; Metazoa; Arthropoda; Insecta; Diptera; Drosophilidae. Bases 35 to 1069 code for a protein of 344 amino acids. The transcript is spliced from 2 exons. The record is from RefSeq and is a predicted model, not a curated record.
UAGUUGGGAUCGUUUCAGACAAAUCGCUAUCAAGAUGAGAUCCUGGUGUUUAGCACUUAGCCUGCUGCUUAUCGCAGCAUCCGUAUUCCAGCCAAUUAAUGCUCGUGGCGGACGGGGACGUGGCGGUGGAUCGUUCGGUGGCCUCUUCGGGGGGUGGCGCAAGUACAAGAAACCCUCGUCGUCGGGCGGUGGGCGGCGGGUGGUCAGCGGUUCGCCCGUCCACACGGCCAUGACGGUGCCGAAACCACCACCGCCUCCGCCUGCACCGCCAAAGUCCAUGAUGCCGUCCAAGCAGCAGGUUCCCAGCUAUCCACGCCAGCAGAUGCCCCCGGGCUACGGCUUUGGGUCGUAUCCUGGCGCGGGUGGGACAUAUUACUCCAAUGCUCAAGCCUUACCUGCGGGAGCGGUAUACUACGCUCAACCACCUGUGGGAUUGAACCGCGGAUCGGGAACGGGAGAUUUCCUAACCGGAAUGCUGGCGGGUCACAUGAUGAACAACCUGAUGUUUGGUCACCGCCACCACGCAUACCACAGAAAUCGAGAGGAGGCUCAAACGUCGUCCCAGGGAAAUGGUCGCCAGAUCAUCAUAGUCAACAAUGGUCAGCAGGAGGGAGUUUUGCAGAAUGAAACCACUAUUUCAGGGGAAGCCUCCGCCGUAGCUUCUCCUGAAAAUCCUCUAACAGAGGAGGAUGAGGUAGGGCAGGGUGAAGGAGAAAGUGAGCAUGUGUCUAGUGAGGAAUCCCCGGAAUUCGAGGCGACUCCUCAACCCUAUCCAGAUGGUGGCAUUAUUUGCUUCCCCAUCACGCUCAACGAAACAGAUCCCGAAAACUCAGAGGUGAUGCGGGAAGUGGAGCGGGUGGUUUGCUUUCCAGCACCGCCAAACCAUCCGGAGCAUUUCCAACCAGCCGUAACCACGGAGCCACCCAUUGUCGCCGGCGAUAUUGUUGGUGGCGCAGAGGAUGGUUCGAAGGGCGGCGGAGGUGACGAGGUCAGCAAUGCUGGUGCCCCCAUCGAGGUGGCCAACUUUGUAGCUGCAAGAGCCCCCAAAGUCGAAAUAGAGUCAAUAUGAGUACUCCUAGGAUAGAGCCUAAGUAAAUAUAAAUAAACAUUAAUAACUUA